GGAAAUUACCUUGUUUGAAUGAUCCUCUGGCUGCCACUGUUGCGGCACUAUACUACCACCCAAGGCCCCAUUUACAAUCACCCCCCCUUCCCCUUCCGUGGUGCUGCGCCGUGUCGUCGUGGGCGUGCGACGUUGGGUCCAGCUCACACGACACACCACACUCGACUCGACCACAGACGCCGACAACGAUACCACACGCGGCCAGACAUCCCCAGCAGCGCCGCUACCGACCUCUCAGCCCAAGCCCGAGCCCAGGACAGGGCACGACAGGCCACGCCAGGCACUCACUAGCUCAUCCGUGCCUCCAUCGUCGACGCGACCGCCGUGUGCGCACGCGAGACCCAAUGGUCCACGCCUGUCCGCCGUCCCCUUCCUCGCCCUGACCCCAUCCAUCUUGCCCACUCCUCCGCCCGUCCGUCCAUCCAUGGCUGGCGCACCGCCCGCCUGCUCCCGGCUCCCCGUGCAAGUAACAUCCCAUCCCCCAUCCCAUCCCAUCCACCUUUCGGCUCGACCUAGUUACUAGCUGGGCGGGCGGCCCGUCUCCUCGUCGUCGUCGCCGGCGCCUGUCUGUCUCUCCCUGCCCGGCCCAGCCAGCCCAGCCUAUACGACCAGAUCCGCCGUCCCUUUCUGCUGCCCACUUGCGCAGCCUCUUCAACGACACGCUCACUCGGCAUCGCCUUGCCCCAUCUUGCCCUGUCUUCAGCCAAGGUUUCAUCCCAGGGCUCUUUUCUCUGACGCGCUCGUAUAGCCUCGCCCCCCCAGCGUUGUCUGUCCAGUACGAGAGUACCCCAGGGUGCCUGUCGAUCGGCCCAUCGUCUCUUCUCGAUCCAACCGCGCACGACACACGCUCACAUCCCUGCACAAGCGCGGCCUGCAUUCUUCUCUUGUUGUUCUCUGUUGAUUCCUCGAGCACACCAUACUUAUGUCACCUUGGUUCCUCUACACCAUAUGACCAUCCUCACCUGCUAUACCGCCGCGGCCCUAUUUUACACUCGUUCUCUCCCCCAUUAUCUGACCCGCUAUCCCCCUCAUCACCCCCAUAGCCUACCACAUCGCACGGCCUCCCUACCCCGGAUCACACCUUGCAUUUAAUAUACGGAUCGCCUCUCUCCUCCUCCUCCUUCUUCGCCUCCUCCCCUCCAAGUCUCCGCCACCUUCGCCCAUGUUAUGCUCGUAUCCGCCUGCGCAAUGACGACCUUUCGAAAAGCCUUCAUUGCCGCCAUCGUCAAGAGCCUGCUGCGAGGCAAAUCUCUGAUACAGGCCAUUCUUUCCUACUGGAUCAAGCCGCUGGGCGCCAACGCCUCCGCCUCCAAGCGCAACAAGGCAUCCAAGAGCCUCCAGGAAUUCCUGAAGGAGGCCGAAGCAGCUCUGCUCGGCCCUGUCAGCGGAGAUGGCCUGCUGCAACUAUCCGCGGGCUUGAAAGCCCAGUUCUUCGAGCGUCUGCAGACCGACCUGGAGUGCAUGCUGCCUUCAUACAGCCACCAGCUGCCCACCGGAGGCGAAGCUGGCCAGUACCUCGCUCUCGACGUCGGUGGAUCAACUCUCCGAGUCGCCUUGGUUGAGCUGCGAGGACGCGAAGCCGAGGAAGGAAAGCAGAGCGAGAUCGUCAGCAUGCGCAACUUCAAAAUCGGAAAGCCCAUCAAGGACCUGGAGGGCAUGGCAUUCUUCGACUGGAUGGGCGAACGGAUACAAGAAGUUGUGUCAGCUGGUCUCAACCGGGGCCACAGCCUGGAGAAGCCCUUGCCCGUCGCCCUGGCGUGGAGUUUCCCCAUCGAGCAAACGUCGCUUGGCGGCGGCAAGCUCCAGAGAAUGGGCAAGGCGUUUUUGGCGGAUAAAGGCCUGUUGGGUGAGGAUCUGGGCGAGAUCGUGAAGCAGGCAUGCAAGAAGCAAGGCCUCGACGUCGAGUUGGGUGUGAUCCUCAAUGACUCGAGCGCCUGUCUCCUGUCCCGAGCGUACUCGUAUACGUCGACUCGAUUCGGCCUGAUUCUCGGCACUGGCGUCAACAUGGCCGCCUACCUCCCCGUCAUGACCAUCGGCCGACCAAAGUUUGGCUCCCGCCCUAUCGGAUGGUUCAGCCAGGCCAGCCAUGUCAUUGUCAACACCGAGCUGGGCAUGUUUGGGCACAACAUCCUGCCCAUGACGCGUUGGGACCACACGCUUACCCGGGAGCACCCACGACCCGACUUCCAGCCUCUGGAGCACGAGGUCAGCGGUAUGUAUCUUGGAGAGAUCGCUCGCCUGGCUCUGCUUGAAGCUAUCGAGACCACGGGCAUGCUCGGGGGCAUGGUGCCGCCGUCUCUGAAGGCAUCCUACUCGCUCGGAACCGACACGCUCUCCAUGAUUGAGAGCGAUACUACCCCUGAGCUCACAGAAGCCAUCAAGAUUUUCUCUGAGCGACAUCCCUCAUCUCACGCCCCCACAACAUCAGACAUGCUAGCCAUCAAGGCCAUCGCCUCGUUCAUUUCAGUACGAUCCGCCGCCAUUGUGGCUACGUGCGUCUUCACGUUAUGGGACUGCCGAGUAGAGGCCGAGGCCGCCUACAUUUCCACUUUGCCCGAGUCCUCGCCUGAGCGGCUCAGGGCGGAGGCGGACAUGAAACUCGAAAAGACAACUGUUGCAUUUAACGGAAGCGUCAUUGAAAACUACCCGAAGUACCUUGCCACGUGCCAACGGUACAUCGACGAGCUGGUCGAGAGCAAGGGGCUGGCUGAACCGCGCAGCAUCCAGCUCGUCCCCGCCAAGGAGAGCUCGCUAAUGGGCGCGGCCGUCGCGCUAGCCUGCGUCGAGCACGAUCUUUGAGGGAGUGGACUUCUUUUUCGUGCGAGGCACGUUGGCGCUGGAGCGCUUGCUAUGAUACCUUGAAUCGCGUUGCCAUCUUAUCAUCGGGGAUCACUGGUCAUGCGGCAGAAAAGUUUCGCAUACCAUAGAGGCGUCGGGCAGCAUUGAUUUCUUCUUUUCCUUUCGAUUGUUUGGCGCACGAUGAGUCGCUUUUUGGCGACACAUAUAAUCAGCAAUCUGGGCCAUGGCCGAGGACAUGGUUGGAGAUUUUUUCAUUGCACCGACUGGGUGGCACAAGUGCUUCGGUGCAGCCGCUACAUGACGAACGGGGAUACCAUGAGAGCAGUAUGAGGGACAUGUUUGUCCAAAGGUAGAUAUAGGAUUGGAGCAGGUUUGGAUUCAAUCCGGUAACUCAUCUUAGAAGUGAAGCUCGUUCAAUGAUGUGAGAUGCAAGGAAAGGGAG
This is a messenger RNA of Purpureocillium takamizusanense, 3241 nucleotides long. RefSeq names its product Hexokinase (gene NAG5). The record is from RefSeq and is a predicted model, not a curated record. Gene Ontology annotation, molecular function: ATP binding; D-glucose binding; fructokinase activity. Gene Ontology annotation, cellular component: cytosol; mitochondrion. The transcript has 3 exons. Lineage: Eukaryota; Fungi; Ascomycota; Sordariomycetes; Hypocreales; Ophiocordycipitaceae. The coding region runs from base 1168 to 2799 and encodes 543 amino acids. Gene Ontology annotation, biological process: intracellular glucose homeostasis; glycolytic process; glucose 6-phosphate metabolic process.